UUUGAAAGAAGAAAAUCUUCUUUGGUUUGACAUAAACAUACAUAUGUUCUGCAAAAUGCAACCCUUCCUCACGUAAAUUUUGACAUUCGCCGCAAAAAAAAUUUUUUGUUUACUAGUGAUAAUUUAUAUUAAUGCAUUUUUAUAUAAAAUGAGUAAUAUAUAUAUACAAGAACCUCCAACUUCUGGAAAAGUUUUACUGAAAACUACUGUUGGCGACAUUGACAUUGAAUUAUGGUCCAAAGAGUGCCCAAAAGCCUGCCGAAAUUUCAUACAGUUAUGCAUGGAAGGAUAUUAUAAUGGUACUAUUUUUCAUCGUGUUGUUAAAGAUUUUAUUGUACAAGGUGGUGAUCCAAAUGGCGAUGGUACGGGUGGUGAGUCAAUCUAUGGUGAACCGUUCAAAGAUGAAUUUCAUACACGUUUGCGCUAUGCUAGACGUGGGUUAGUUGGUAUGGCCAAUUCUGAUAAAGAUGAUAAUGGUUCACAGUUUUUCUUCACAAUGGCGCCAACACCAGAACUGCAAAAUAAAAAUACGCUUUUCGGCAAAGUAACGGGUGAUACAGUAUUUAAUAUGUUGAAACUAGAAGAUGGUUUAAUUGAUCACAAUGAGCGACCUAUGUAUCCACAAAAAAUUAUACGUACUGAAAUAUUAAGUAAUCCUUUUGAUGAUAUUGUAGCACGUAUUGUUCAGAAAGAUGUUAAAAAAGAUAAAACAAAGAAGCGUGAAAAAGGUGUGAAAAAUUUCGGUUUACUCUCUUUCGGUGAAGAAGCUGAGGAAGAUGAAGAAGAAACCAAUGUUUUUGUACAGAAAAAUGCAGGGAAAGCAAAAUCUAUGCACGACAUCGUUGAUGAUCCAAAGUUAAGUAAACAAGUUAUUAAAAUUGAACAUCUCUCUGAUGUCGAGUUGGAUGGAGAUAACGCAGUGGUUAUUAAAGAAGAAAAGGAAUUACAAGAAGAAUAUAUGCAACGUAUUAAAAACAAAUUAUCUUCUAAAUCGACAAGAACUAUAAAGAGAGAAGAUCAUCCUAAAAUAAAAAUAGAAGAUACCGAUUCAGAAGAUGAUGUACUCUUAACACAUGAAGAGGAAAAGAGAAGAGAAGCUAACAGCAGAAAAGCGGAGAUCCGUCAAAAAAUUCAAGACUUAAAAAAAGAGUAUCAAACGGAAAAAAAACAGAAAGAUGAAAUUUUGACAGCCAAAAUUGAGAAGCAGAAAACUGAAAAACCUGUAAAACUUCCACAAGACAACCAAUACAUUAAAAACUUUAUAGACACCAAGCAAAAAUAUAAAGUAAUGAAGUCAAAUGUUCCCAAAAAGGGAACGAGUAGGGAAGAUUUUACGUUAAGUUUGUUCAAACAAUUUCAAAACAAAUUAGUAAACAAAAGACAUAACCAGCAGGAAGAGGAGGAACAGGCUCCUGACGUAAAAGAUGAUGUGCCAGUAGCAACAGAAAUAGAAGGUAAUGAUUGGUUGGGACACAAGUUAACAUCUGAAGAAGCAGCUAUACCUGUGUUGGCUAAAGAUGCAUCGACAAAGAAUGAUGAUUGGUAUGAUGCAUACGAUCCACGAAAUCCGCUUAAUAAACGUAAAAGAGGCGCAGAUACAGCUGCCAGUAGUAGCUCAACUAAACGUAAUAAGUAAUCCAAAAAAAAAAUUUGUUAUU
Messenger RNA from Teleopsis dalmanni, 1658 nucleotides. Its product is annotated as spliceosome-associated protein CWC27 homolog. The transcript has 5 exons. Gene Ontology annotation, molecular function: peptidyl-prolyl cis-trans isomerase activity. Gene Ontology annotation, cellular component: catalytic step 2 spliceosome. Gene Ontology annotation, biological process: protein peptidyl-prolyl isomerization; protein folding. Bases 149 to 1636 code for a protein of 495 amino acids. Lineage: Eukaryota; Metazoa; Arthropoda; Insecta; Diptera; Diopsidae. The record is from RefSeq and is a predicted model, not a curated record.